AUGGCGCUGGCACCGAGUGUGACCAACGAACAGGUCAUUGAACCUGAAGUCGACAAAGUCGGACUGUUUGAUUAUGUGGACAAUCUCAUGGAGGUUCCCACAGAUACAGACACGACCUCCAAAGGAGGAAAGUCUACAAACUCUUCCAAGGGAAGAAACAGACAUAAGAAUGAGCUACCUAAAGCUGGCGGAAAACUUCCCAAGGGGGAGGCCGGCGGGGUGGAGAAGGCACUAAAGCGGCUCGCUGAGGGCCAGGCAGAGCAGUCACAGACCAUGGAGGAAAUUGGGUCAGUGCUUGAUCUGAUUAGCAGUCGACUGGCUUCAGGCGGAGAUUCACGGAAUCAGCCGAGCACUUCCGAACGUCUGCAAGAUGGCGGCGCCCAUGAUAGCUCGCAGGAAGGCGACAGUGAAAGCGAUGUUGAUGAUAUGGACAUGCUUGUGACAAAUUGCAUGAAUGCAGGUGUCUCCAAGGAGAAAGAGCAACAUGAUAACGACGACUGUAUCGACAUUGACAGUCUAAUGGCUGACAUGAGAGAGUUCUUUGACGAAGAAGAUGAAACGGGGGCCGAGAUACUCCCUGAGCUUGCAAAAUCCCUCAAUGAUGGUUUAGCAAAGAGCCCAAAUAUGGAGAAACUCAAACCUUUGAUGGAAAAAUACAAGAGGCCGAGAAAUACAGAACUCUUGGUAGUUCCUCGUGUUAAUGAGGAAAUUUGGAAUGAGGCAAGGCCUCACACUAGAGGUCGUGAUCUGAAACUGCAACAGACACAAGGUUUGCUGUUCUUUCAGGGGUCACAAGAAAGGCUACCCAGUGAAAGGAAGAGGUUCCCAUUAUGGGACUACCGAACGGGGAAGAUCAACCCCUACACAGGGCACUUACAGACAGGGUGGUUUUUUAGGCAAGCGGUCAUCCGGCACAAGACACGACCUGCAGAAACAAUAACUUCCUCAAGUCCAUAUGAACAGUGUUAUCGGGCGAGUCCUACGGAAGAUUCAGGGAGAAGAAGCCGAUGUACUGAUGGUGAUUCCAAUCUGGACAACACAACCCUGGUUCAGCAAAGUACUGCAAUUACUGACCGACUGCCCAAGGAUACUACCAAGAUCACCAGACCUUCUUACCUUGAGCAACAGUCCAACAGCCAGACAUCCCCUGUACAAAAAGCUGAGACUAGCAGCCGUCAAGUUAUCAGGGAAGCAGUACAAAGUGAAGGAAUUUCAGAACAAGCUACAGACAUCAUUCUGCAGUCAUGGAGAAAUUCCACACACAAACAGUAUGGGGGUUAUCUCCAAAGAUGGAUGCUGUUUUGCACACAAAAGGAUGCUGAUCCCUUUUCACCCCCUUUAAGGAUUGGGUUAGAUUUUUUGGUAGAACUGUAUAAGAGUGGCUUAAGUUAUUCAGCUGUGCAUACUGCAAGGGCAGCUCUGUCUAGUGUGAUAGUGUUAGAGAAUAGUAUAGUGUUUGGACAACAUCCAAAAGUGGUGAGGUUAAUGAAAGUUAUCUUUAAUCUCAGACCAGCUUUGCCACGUUACAAUGUUACAUGGGAUGUAGGAAUAGUUCUGAAUUACAUUAAGAGUUUGGAUGUCAGUGAAUCCUUGAAAAUGUUGACAUGGAAGUUAGCAACAUUACUGUUGCUUCUUUCAGGACAGAGAAUACAAUCCCUUCAUCUUAUUGAUUGUAGGAAUGUGAAUGUGUCAGACAGUGAUGUGAAAAUUAGAUUUGGUGAUCUGCUAAAACAAAGCAGACCUGGGUAUCAUCAAGCUGAGCUCACACUCAAUAGCUACCCAGACCAAGAACUGUGUAUUGUGAACACUAUGAGUCAGUAUUUGAGAAGAACAAAGGAACUUCGUGGAGCACAGACAGCUUUGUUCAUUACCACGACUAAGCCACACAGAAGAGCAUCAAAAGACACUAUAUCCAGAUGGGUGAAGACUGUCAUAAGAACUGCUGGUAUUGAUAUGACUGUGUUUGCACCACACAGCAUAAGAUCAGCCUCCACAAGCAGUGCAUGUAGACACAGAGUGCCUCUUAAGACUAUUCUGCAAACUGCAGGCUGGAAAAGUAAUUGUGUAUUUGCUAAGUUUUAUUGCAAGCCUGUUUCUCAAACGGGUAGUUUUGGUGAUGCCAUCUUAGAGUCAAGUGUUGACUAAACCUCGGCUGGGUUGACAUGUACACAAGUACUGAUAUUCUCAGGAAG
This is a messenger RNA of Haliotis rubra (blacklip abalone), 2192 nucleotides long. RefSeq lists its product as uncharacterized. Gene Ontology annotation, biological process: DNA integration; DNA recombination. The transcript has 3 exons. Lineage: Eukaryota; Metazoa; Mollusca; Gastropoda; Lepetellida; Haliotidae. Gene Ontology annotation, molecular function: DNA binding. The record is from RefSeq and is a predicted model, not a curated record. The coding region runs from base 1 to 2145 and encodes 714 amino acids.